Messenger RNA from Saccostrea cuccullata (small rock oyster), 3103 nucleotides. RefSeq lists its product as uncharacterized. The coding region runs from base 1 to 1854 and encodes 617 amino acids. The record is from RefSeq and is a predicted model, not a curated record. Lineage: Eukaryota; Metazoa; Mollusca; Bivalvia; Ostreida; Ostreidae. The transcript has 3 exons.
AUGACUUCCCUACAGAUCCAGAUGAAGGGGAGUCCAUUUCAUGUCCAGGCCAGUAAGGUGUUAGCUCAUAUCUUCACAAUGAGCCUUCACUGGUCUGGCAGGUUGGUGCGGUCAAAGUUGCUGGACCUAUACAUAGAGAAGUUUGUGAUAUCACCCACAGCAAAGAAAGAGGAAAUUCACUCGUGUACUCAGACCAAGGCUCUGACAAUGGUAGACAAAGGGGUACAGACAGACAUGAUCAAAAUCACAGAAAAACGAUCACAGGCAGAAUCUCCCUCUCCGGUUGCACCAGCAUCUGAACCAUGGAAAAAAUCCAAAACAAAAACGCUGACAAAUAACACAAAAGCCACCACUGUAGAGUCAAAGAAAGACAUUGAGUGGCCAAAGUUGUCAGGUCCGAAAGUGCCUGAUUGGACCAAUCGGUUGCUGGACAGUCCGAAACUUCCAGACUGGAGCAGCCCAGAGGGAAGUAGCAGUAGUGCCCGAAAGAUUCCAGAGUCGUUGACAAGUGGAUUGUAUUUUUCUGCAGAGGAUAAAUCAUUUCCGAGUUCACCGGACAUCAGACAAUCUUCAUUUCUUAAUUCGCCAGACAAUCUCAGAAAGCGAAAUUUGAAUCAGUUGAGGAGCCCUAAAGAGACCCCGGUAGUGUCGGAACCCACGCAGAACUUUACAAACUGGUCAGACAAUAUGGUGUUUGGAUCUAAAUCAAACUUUCUGUCCAGUGAUCGUACAAUAAAGAAAUCGGAAGAUGAAAGAAAAAGCCAACUGUUGAAGAACAAACUUUGUGCUUUGGCAGAGCCUAAAUCAAAUCCCACAGGACUGAAAGCUCAGAGUUCCACAUUCCAGCAAAAUAAUGGCUCUAAAACGGAAAAUCAACAGAUAAGGCAGUCGGGAGGAAAGGAAGUGUCUUACUCUAGCAAUAGGAAAACGAAGGAUCUGAAAGAGGAGCAGAAAUCUAGAGACCCAGAACCAGUUUCUUGGUGGGAUUCAACAGGCAGCUUAACGAGAUCAAAUUUAAAAUCUCCUUCUGUUGGCUCAGAAGAGGAUUCAAGUGGCAGCGAAAAAAGAUCUUUGGGCAGAGGGAGGGGAAGGUGUGUCAAAAAGGGGCUUCCUGCACCCUCAAAUUCAUCUUCUCUUGUGCAGAAAUCAGACUUUGGAGAUGAGAAAUCUGAAAAUCUUUCUAGCUCUCAGAAGAGGGUCAAUCCUUUGCGAGCCACCAGAGAUGAAAAUCCAUUGCGCUUCCAAAAUCAGAAUGCUAAUUGCAAUAAAGGUAGUGGUGCUAGUGGUGGGAAAUCCCCACAAAAAGUGAUGGACUGGUUCUCUAUGGAGGAAGUAGAAACUGGUGAUCAGCCCAUAGAAACAGGCAGCAGGAAUGAGGAUGACGUUCCAGACGACUGGUUUCUGGCGAGCGAGGACGAAAAAAGUGCCAAAUAUUCCCAAAACAGUGAUAUGCAAGCUUUACAGAGUCAAGCAAGUGACAUUUCAAUGAAUCAAAAAAGUGCUAGCAAAGGUCAGGUGUCUCAAAAUGGAGACUCGCCAUCACAGACAGAAGCUGACACGGGGGGACUGGACGGUAAAUUUGAUGGUGAGGACGGUAGCGGUGACUGCCCCACGCGACCCUCCCAUUUUUCCGACGAAGAUGGUGAGGAUGAUGGAUUGUGGGAAACAGACCAGAGCUCUGAUGAUGAAAUGUUUAUGAGGCCUGCAAAUGCUGACACUACUGACCAGGGAUUUACAGAAAGCUCUAGUGUUUCCAAGUGGGUUCCUGGGCAAAGAAAGUGUACACUGUGUGGUGCGACUGAUCAUGUUAUAUACAAGUGCCACAGGAAGAAAGACAACAGCUUUUUUCUGUAAAAAUGUGCCAUUUUAUUAACUUGUUCUUGUAUUUAAGGGUAAGCUUUUAUCCCCAUAGUUCACAAGAUCUGAAGCUUGCAGUUAUUUUUAUUGGUCAAAGUUUGUGUGUGUAUCUGAAUGUAUUUCUGUACCCUUCAGUGAAAGGAUUAGUGAUCAAAUGUCUUCACCUGUUCUUGAUUCACGUAAUCUAAUGAAAUUUUGUCUGAUGAUUAACUCUUUCUCCUGCAUAAUUGCCUCAGGUGGUGAUGUAAAGAUUAUAAUUUGCUAAUGUCAACAUUGAAAAAAAAGAAUGUUUUGUCAAGGCCAGUAUUUGUACCGAAAUAAAACUUUAAUAAAUCUUUAUUAAUUAAAAAAGAAUGGUUUUCAGAUUAUAAUUUGUUCUUUGAAUUUAUUCAAUAAAGUUUUAACUCCCAGUGAAUAAAUUUUCUUCUUAAUUUUGCGAAAAAAGUCAUAUUAAAUUCAUUUAUUGCAGGCAGAAUUUUUCGAUGACAAUUCUCUGUAAGAUUUUGCAUUGGCAUUUAAGCACAUACAUUUCCCGAACUUAAAAAGAUCCCUAUUGACUUUGAAUUCAAAAGUGAAGGUCAAACUUUUUUCUUCACCUUAAUUUUACAAAAAAAGUCUGAAAUUCAUAUAUUGCAGGCAUAGUUUUCAGAUGACAAUUCUCUGUAAGAUUUUGCAUUGACAUGUGAGUUCACAAAUUUCCUGAACUUAAGAAGAUCCCUAUUGACUUUGAACCCAAAAUUUAAGAUCAAACUUUUUUUCUUUCUUCACAUGUAUUUUUUCAGGUCUUGCAUGCUUUUAUUUCUCCAUAAGUUGGGGCAUAGAAUCCCAGAAUUUAAUACAAGAUUGUUUUUACCAUAUCACUCAAUUAUGUAUUGUUUAAAUAACUUACCUCUUCCAAAGAAAUAAUUAUGUAAAUUGCAAAUCUUCUUAUCUUGAAGUAAAAUAUGCAUUAAAGACUAUGCAUUUAUUCUACACCUGUUAUUUUAACAAAUUAGAUAUUUUGUAGGGAAAAAUAGCUUUUAAGUGUUUGAGAUGUUAUGUUUAUUCUUAAGGUUUGUGUGUUCUUGUGUGCCAAUUUUUCAGUGACUGUUAUAAUCAAAUGUUUAAUUUUGAUACUGCCUGUUUGUUCUUUUUAAUUUAAUGAAAGUUCAGUUUUGGGAUUUUUGUGACCUUAAAUGAUUCCUAGUCUCCAACUAGAGAAACCAGAGCAGAAUAUAAGUUCCUCAUUUGUCUGUCUGUCUGUCAC